This is a messenger RNA of Siniperca chuatsi (mandarin fish), 1428 nucleotides long. It is a transcript of the gene tbata, whose product is annotated as thymus, brain and testes associated. The coding region runs from base 85 to 1068 and encodes 327 amino acids. The transcript has 9 exons. Lineage: Eukaryota; Metazoa; Chordata; Actinopteri; Centrarchiformes; Sinipercidae. The record is from RefSeq and is a predicted model, not a curated record.
UGUUUAGUUCAGGUUCCUUAGCAACACAGGCAACACAAGGCAUUAAGUACCAAAGGUUUUGAGCUGGAGACUGUUUUAAGAGAUAUGUCAAUAGCACAGAGUGCAGACUCCCGGGGGACGACCGGAGAGAGGAGCCACAGUCAAACUAAUCAGGUGCCAUUCACCACUGAAUUUACCAAGAUGCUGACGACAAGCAGUCCGCGCUUUGGUGCCUUGAGUCAUCACUCAUUCUUCUCCCGGCACAACCCUCAUCCACACAGGGUGCGACAUAUUCAAGGACUCAAUGGUAGGCCCGUUUGCAUGGUGAGAGAUGAUUGGUUUGUCACCUCAUCAUUAUUUCCUCAUCCGCUUCUCAAGAGCCAUGUCUACAGGAAAGUAACUGAUCCAUCUUUUGCUUUUCCGCUUGCUCAAAAUCUUUAUGGAGUCAGUAGUAACAAAAUAAAAUCAGCACUAUUUUCGGAGGCCUGGAGGGAUGAACUUAAAGAACUUGUUACAAAAGUCAGUGUGUCUUUUCAAGCCCAAAAGGACAAAAAAGAGGGUCAACCUGAGGAAGAAGUUGUCCGCCGAAAGACCCAAUAUUCAGCUGAAACCGGGAGGAUAAUCCCUGCAGCCAGCAAGUCUUACCAACGCAGAUCCCAUUCCCAGCGCCUGGUGUAUCCUCAGCCCUUCCAUGAUCAAGAACUCAUGGUGUUGGAGCUACUUUGUCAGAUCCUGCAGACAGAUUCCCUGUCCACUGUCCAACAGUGGCUUCUGCUUGCAGGCCAAAGAGAAAAAGACCUGGUGAUGGGGAUGAUCAAACAAGCUCUGGAUGGUGUUGACCUCUCAGGCCAUCAUCAGCAGAACUUGCAGCAGCUCCAGACUUUUCAUCCUGGUGCAUCUCCACCAGUAUAUGGUCCAUCAUUUGACCAGCCGUGGAGAAAACCACAGAGAAAGAGCUCAUACAGAGUGAACCGAGCUUUCAGCGACAACAAACCAGAGAGGAUUGGAGAUGCAGAGGUCCUUGAAGUCCACCCAGGAGAUCACAAUCAUCUUCAAGAUCAUCCACCUCAGCACACGCAGAGUGUAUAGAGUUUCCUGAUUUUCAUGAUGGCGAUAACUAUUUCAUAGUUUCCUUAUUAUGAAAAUUGAUUGGCUCCCUUGUUUAUUGAGCCUAUGAUAUAUGAUUUCACAGGUUUUCUUUAGCAUAUUUGCUUUGUAGAUGUUUCUUAGAAACACAAGCCAAAUUUAAUGAGAGGAGUUCUAGAUUUUAUUUGCACUUCAAUAAUACAAUACACUGUAGGUGUGAUAGUGGUACAUGAUACUGUGGAUGAUGUUACAUAAUUGUAUAUCACUUGUCUGUUGGAUCAUGUUUUGAAACUGAGAAAAGCAAAGUGACAAGUUUAACAGGUGUAACCUGUUGUUUUCAGGGAAAUAAAACUUAAACAUUGA